UGGCUUCCACAGAGUUGCACUGGCGACUUUGGCGCUCUUGGGGUUGGGUGAGCGGCAUCUUGGGGUCCACAUGAGCCAAUGGCAUGGUGCCCGCGGCGGCUGGGGUCGGGGCCGGGGCCGCGGCUUUUCUGGACGUUCGUCGACCAAGAAGAAGGGCGGGAACCACAUCCCCGAAAGAUGGAAAGACUAUCUCCCAGUUGGACAGAGGAUGCCUGGGACUCGUUUCAUUGCUUUCAAAGUUCCUUUGAAAAAGAGUUUUGAAGAGAAACUUGCUCCAGAAGAACGUUUUACUCCCUUGGAUCUUUUUAACAAAAUCCAAGAACAGAAUGAAGAACUUGGACUGAUUAUUGAUUUAACAUAUACUCGCCGCUAUUAUAAACCAGAGGAUUUACCAGAAACUAUUCCUUACUUAAAAAUUUUUACGAUUGGGCAUCAGGUGCCUGAUGAUGACACUAUUUUUAAAUUCAAAUGUGCUGUUAAUGGGUUUUUGAAAGAAAAUAAAGAUAAUGACAGACUUAUUGGUGUCCACUGUACCCAUGGUUUAAACAGAACUGGCUACCUCAUCUGCAGAUAUUUGAUUGAUGUACAAGGCAUGAGACCAGAUAAUGCAAUUGAAUUAUUCAAUAGGUGCCGGGGACAUUGCAUAGAAAGACAAAACUACAUUGAAGACCUUCUGAAUGGUCCCAUCAGAAGGGAUCGGAAUUCCAGUGUAUCGAGAUCAAGAGGUUUUGAAUACUCAACGUAUAUGAUGGAACCAGCCCAAACCACUAAUAAGGCUGUUAACCACAGACCUAGGAAUAACGUACAUUGGACCCAAGGUUACCCAACACCUUCUCGGCAUUUCCACACCCAAACCCAAGACUUACAGCAGUCAGUAAGAAAAUUUUCACAGAAUCAGAACAUUUACCAGAGAGGCCAUAACCCUCCUCCUGGCCCCCCUGGAGAGGACUAUUCACAAAGGAGGUACUCUUGGAAUGUACAGCCAAAUGCCAACCAAGCAGUCCAGAGUCAGAGGUGGUGUCCUGGCAGUUACUAUGGACUACCCUACCCAGCCUAUUAUGGAUGGACUGAAUGACACAAACCUGCACUGGAAAUCUAUCUGGAGACAGGAAUGAAGACUGUUGGAGUGACUUUUUAUAAGAUCAGGUCAAAAGAGAACACACAGAUGGAUCACUUAGGAGGUGUUAAUUAUUUUCAGUUGCAGAGAAAGCCAAAAACUUUUGUUUGCUUAAUAAAGUGUCUUCACAUCAUGACAUCAAAAGCCUCAGGAGAUAUCUGAUGAAUACUUGGGAAAUGCUCUAACUCAGCUACUUCCCUCUCUGAGUCUAAUUAGCUCAGUGAAGUUGCUACCCUUCAUCAGUGAUGGCUCAUAAAGUUUUUCUUUGCCUGGCACAUUGAACAGAGAUAGAAGUGUUGAUGCUAAAGGGCUGGUCCUACAUCAUGAAAGCUCACUUGAAAGUAAUUGGAGCAAGACAACU
Messenger RNA from Molossus molossus (Pallas's mastiff bat), 1478 nucleotides. RefSeq names its product dual specificity phosphatase 11 (gene DUSP11). The transcript is spliced from 11 exons. Gene Ontology annotation, biological process: protein dephosphorylation. NCBI's taxonomy places the organism in Eukaryota, Metazoa, Chordata, Mammalia, Chiroptera, Molossidae. The coding region runs from base 71 to 1075 and encodes 334 amino acids. Gene Ontology annotation, molecular function: polynucleotide 5'-phosphatase activity; protein tyrosine/serine/threonine phosphatase activity. The record is from RefSeq and is a predicted model, not a curated record.